Miscanthus lutarioriparius is the source of this 921-nucleotide messenger RNA. The record is from the annotation of a GenBank genome assembly. NCBI's taxonomy places the organism in Eukaryota, Viridiplantae, Streptophyta, Magnoliopsida, Poales, Poaceae.
AUGGAGGCCGUGCGCGCGUCGGCGGCGUGGGUCGCCAGUCGCUCCUCCCAUGUCACGGUCGACCUGCAAGAAAUUGAGAAGGUAGUGGACCAAAUCAAGGGGGAUGUUCCAAAAGUUGAGUGGGAUUUCGAAGGAAUUCACUACUUUGACAAUGGGCCUCUCACGGUCCAGUACCUUUUCGUCUUGGAUGCACUUAACUUCUGCUUCUGGCCAGAUAAGGACUUGAGCUAUGACCAUUUGGCUUCUGGACUGAAGUUAGCCUUGGAGAAAGACAAAAAUGCCCUUGAUUCAGAUCGUCUUCAGAAUUACACUGGGCCCCAGCUCCGCCAACUUCUGAACUGGCCACGACCACUCCCAAUUGAGGAGGAAAGAGUACGCCUUCUCCAUGAGGUUGGGCUGGAACUUGAAAGAAGCUUUGGAGGCCAGGCUGCUAAUCUAGUGAAGUCUGCUGAAAACUCUGCUGCAACUCUUAUUGAACUGAUUACUCGACAUUUUCCUGGUUUCCGGGAUCAUUCACUUUACAAGGGACACCAGGUUUUCCUGUACAAGAGAGCUCAGAUCUUUGUUGCUGAUUUGUGGGGCGCCUUCAAGGGACAAAACUAUGGCGAGUUCCAGGACAUCAAUUCCAUCACCAUAUUUGCUGACUACAUUGUUCCAGCCGUGCUGAGGGAGCUUGGCAUACUCAAAUAUGGCUCGAAUCUAUCUUGCUCGAUCGAUUCGAAUAGUGAGAUAGUGCCUGGAAGCGAGGAGGAAGUGGAGAUUCGCGCGUGCUCCAUCUAUGCAGUGGAGAAGAUGAGGGAUCUGAUUGGCAAAAAGUUUGGAAAGCAGCUUCUGAGCAUUGACAUUGAUCUCUGGCUCUGGUCCUGCGGCGUGCAGAACAUGGCGCUGUCACAUCACCGCACCCUGUCGAUUUACUACUAG